Molecule: messenger RNA, 3013 nt
Organism: Brassicogethes aeneus
Lineage: Eukaryota; Metazoa; Arthropoda; Insecta; Coleoptera; Nitidulidae
Source: the annotation of a GenBank genome assembly
CUUUAAUAAUCUGUCCAAAAGUUCUGAAGCAUUUUUAACAUUUUGGUCCGGAUCUGUGGCUAUCUUACUUAAAGCAUUAAAUAUUGCAGAAAAGUGGCUUAAUACUGCACCUCUCGACACCUUAACAACAUUAUAAAGAGACUCACAAGCAUAAUAACGAACUCUUAAAUCUUGGUCAGAUAAACAUCCCAAAAUAGGCUUAAUUAAUUCAUCCGUGUAAGCACCUGUAUCCUAUAUUAAAAAAUAAGUUAAUAUAGAGAAAACUAAUAUUUAUUUGCGUUACUUUUCCUAAUGCAAUAGCUAUUGCAGCUAAUCCAAUAAGACCACCCUUCCUGGCAUGAGGAUUUUGGGAAACAGCAAAAUCUUGCCCCAAAACUUUUAAUAACUUUUUUAUUUGUCCGCAAUUAUUAGCACUGGAAAACUCCUUCACCAUCCUUAAAAUUUAUAUGUUAAAAUACGCCAAACCAAACAAAAAAAUUACUUUUCUAUCUCCAAAGCAGCCGUUUUUCUUUUGUCGUAAAUUUUAUCAUGCAACGCACGCACGCAUGCCGCGCUAAGGGGCGCGUAGUCUUUCUCGGACAUUUCAAUAAAUAAGAAAUAAAUAGAGUAAAUAAAACAUUUAACUUAACCUAGGUUUGAGAUUGACAAGAACUGUCAUAUGAUUCGACAAACCUAACCUUGAAUUACAGAAUUUUGACACCAUAUACUUACGCAAGUAUAUGUUUGACACAAACACUUAGCGACAUCUAUGACAACAGUUAUGAAGCUUAUACUUUCUUGAUAUAAACGUAGAUGUCUUUGUUUUUUUAUUAAGUUUUUCAAGAAAUAAUCGCUUAUUAUUGAAAGAGAAAAUAUAUUGAUUUAUGUUUAAUUAAAUUUCACUGUUGUUGGGAUUAAUUACUACUGCUAAAAAAAGUAAAAAAUAAAAAUACGGCAUAAUAUCAAUAAUGCCAACAUAUGUUCCGCGUUGCCAACCUAAAUACGAAUGACAAAUGGUCAAUCAAUGAUUUUUAACGUUAAAUUUACUAUUUUGCCGCAUUGGAAGUUUAUUGGGCUAUUCUAGGAAGUUAUAAGGAAGUUUGUAGUAUUAUAAAAUUAUAAUUAAGGCAAAGAAAUCGUCAAAUUUGAUUUAAAACAGGACAUGGAAAAUAGAGCAUUCAAUCACCAAUCAUUUAUGUGAAAUUGGUAAACAUGGCGUUGAUUUUGGCGUCCGCCUAUUCUUCACAAUAUGCAGUAAACUAAAUAAAAUCUGUGUUGAAUCAGUUACUAUUUAAUCCGGAAUAUUGUGAGGAAGAUAAAAAAUAUCGUGUAAAACUGGCGGUGUUUUGCGAUGAAUUUCGGUUAGGAGGUCAGUUAAGUAAAGAAAAAGGGAAAUGGGUUGGUCCGGGGCCCUGCCUCAGUUUUAAUGUUGAGGUGUCAUGCAGUCUGAGCCAGCACGGUACAUCAAUUCGGUGUCCGAUCUUUUGUACAGCACUGACGAAAUCGAGCUGCUGCUUGACGAAAUUAGAGACCUGGAGCCGACAAGCUGCAAACCUGAAGACAUUCAGGACUUCGAGAUAGCGGGCAGCGGGUGCGGCGGCGUGGGGACGGCGAGCGGCGGCGCAGGUGGUGGCGGCUCGUCGUCCGUGGGGGCGUGCGACUGCGAAUCGCCGCUCGACACUGUCAACUCGUGGGACUCGCACUCGCACUACCGCCGUCGUCUGCAUUCGCCCGAUCUCUCCCUCUACUCGGGCGUCAUCGUCUACUGCGACCACCACCACAUCAAGUCGCCCACCGGCUUCUUCCGGCUACUACUACUGCUGACUACAAUAGCAUGUCUGGCGUGCCUGUGCACUUCGGGGACCGUAAAAGUGGGCCUUUUUAUGCUUCCAUUGGUGGGAAGACUGCGAUACAUGAUGUUUGUGACGCUACUGAGUUUAUUCGUCACUGCGUCCCUAUUGUUUCUUGACAUUUCCCAUGUAAUUUAUCUGUUUCCCUUUAAUUGGGGUAAAGUGAAUGCAUAUUUGUAUGUAAGCCUUAGUGUGUUGUUCCUGAUAGCUUCGUCGUUAAUUUUCCAUAUGAUUUUUAUAUCAGAGGCCUUUGCUUGGGUUCCCAAAUGGACUUUACACCAACUACUAGUUACUGGGUGCCUGGGAUACGUCUGCAGCCUAGAAUCAGCAGUGAUAGCCCUGGUCCAAAGAUGGUCGAUGGACUACUACCAGCCAGUGACUGAGGACCCAAGCAUGAACCUGCAAGAGCGUCAAAUGUCCCCGGGCGAUUCCCCCGAGCACAGGGUGCCGAACCAAACAACGCACAACUACAAGCCUAUAGUGAACUAUCCUGUCCCGUCAACGUCGCGGCAGGAACCUCACAAUUACCUGGACGACGUGCAGCCGUGUUCGAGCAAAAGCAGCGACCCCUACCGGGUGGUAUGAUCAACAAUUUGCCUUCGAUGUCAUUGUACAGUAUGUAUUAUGCAUGUUUUGUCUUUUUGUAUGUUCCAGGGUGCCGUUGCAAGUUAUGUCAAAUAACGAGAUGACCUAUUAUGUUUUGUACCUUGGUGCGAGUGCUGAUAAUAAAACCAAUUAAAUCAUUUUCUUCUUAAAAAAAUGAUAAACAUUUAAAGUAAUAAAAACUUUAUCCAAAAUUAUUAAAACAUAAAUAAAGCAUUAAAUUUUGAUCCUAAAAAAGUAUUAAAAAUCAUCAAAAGGGUAAAACCUACCAAAAUAGUAAAAAAUAUAGCUCUAAAACAAGAAGACUAAAUACAGGAGAGUAACUUGCUAGGUGGGGGGCUAUUUUCAAAUGCAGUUGUCGGCGUGUUUUUAGAGGAUUUUUAAAAAAUGUUCAAACUUAAAUAUAAAUUAUCUUAGGUAAAGUUAUCAUUAGUUUAUUCGGCACCAAAAAAUAUACGUACCGAAUUGGAUCCUUUGGCAAAACAUAAAAAUGCAACGAUUUAGUUCUUUACAUUUACAAUUAAAAACAUAAUAAUUCAUCAUAAUCACUUAGAUAAAAUACAUACAAUAACGUAACUAUA